GAAAGAUCUGUGAGAGUGCUCGGUGCUCCUCUGCCCCAUGGCUGAAGAUGGAUCUCCCAAAAUUUAUUCUCGUCCUCCAAGAGACAGCAGUAAAACACCAACGGAAGCGGACAUUUUCUUUGGGGCUGACAACACUAUUCCUAAAUCAGAAACAACUAUUACCUCUGAAGGAGACCACAUUACUUCAGUAAAUGACUGCACCGCAGAUGGUGAUUUUUCAACUACAGUCAACAAGCUCACACCUACAAAGGAAAAACUUAAAUUAGAAGAAGAUAUUGAAGCAAGUCUGAAAUCAUCAACUCUUCCAGAGAAAGAAAUUACCACUCCGACUGAAACUACCAACUCCAAACCUAAGGAAUCAAUUACUGAAAAUUUCAUUCCGGUGAAAAUUGGAAAUAUCUCAUCCCCAGUUGGCACUGUUUCUUUAAUUGAUUUUUCCAGUAACAUAGCGAAGGAAGACAUCCUCUUAGCCUCCAUUGACGCAGACGACAAAGAAGUCAAACCCAGUGCUGAGCUCUCUGAAACACAGGAGGACAGCUCUGCCAAUGACGAGGAUACCUCUGUACCUCCAGAUGAGAAUACUGAAACUGAUGUUAGUUCUUCGACUAGCUCUGACGUUCCUGAUGAUGGAGCUGUCCAGGUCACUGACUCCUUUAGUCCUGAGUCUGACGUCCCUCCCUGUACUGAAAAGGAGGUCACCACCAUUCCAGACAUAACCAACGUUGCAGAAGACAAAGUCACUAAGAUUGACUUGAUUGUUUCAGAAGAUAGGCCCAAAACCAUGACUAAAUUAAGUGACUCCGAAGAAGAAAAAUUUAUCACUGUUUUUGAACUCACUAACUCAGCUGAAAAAGCCAAAGAUAACCCAGAAGAUCCUUUAACUGAUGAGGAGCCGGCUGACGGAGUUAAUACUUGGGUGGAAAAAGAUGCUGCAAAUGAAGCAGAGUCUCAUGCUGUCCUGCUCACCGCCGUUGAAUCUAGGUACGACUUCGUUGUCACUGCCUCCGAAACUAACAGCGUCGUCGUGGAGGAACCGCACGUGGACACAAAGAAAUCGCCUGAAAAGGAUGCAGCAGAGUCUGUCACUAAUGUCACAGAGGAAUUCCCUUCAGUGACCUCUGUAGUAGAACAGAGUGGGGACAAGGAGGACUUAUCUAACAAUGACUCCGGUAUCUUUAAACUGCUCAAAGAAGAACCAGAUGAACUCAUGAUGUAA
Rattus rattus (black rat) is the source of this 1216-nucleotide messenger RNA. It is a transcript of the gene Cabs1, whose product is annotated as calcium binding protein, spermatid associated 1. Gene Ontology annotation, biological process: spermatogenesis. Gene Ontology annotation, molecular function: calcium ion binding. The record is from RefSeq and is a predicted model, not a curated record. Gene Ontology annotation, cellular component: mitochondrial inner membrane; motile cilium. The transcript has a single exon. The coding region runs from base 38 to 1216 and encodes 392 amino acids. Lineage: Eukaryota; Metazoa; Chordata; Mammalia; Rodentia; Muridae.